This is a messenger RNA of Amborella trichopoda, 736 nucleotides long. It is a transcript of the gene MEE9, whose product is annotated as maternal effect embryo arrest 9. NCBI's taxonomy places the organism in Eukaryota, Viridiplantae, Streptophyta, Magnoliopsida, Amborellales, Amborellaceae. The record is from RefSeq and is a predicted model, not a curated record.
UAAAAUGUAGAGCAUGCUGAGAUCCACCGCCAGCUGCAAAGCACUUUUGAGAAGUGUCCCAUGAUCGAGUGGCCUUUAUGAGACCGAUGGCAUCUCCUUUUUGAUAAAUAAAAAUUAUUUUCUCGAUCGAGAGAGAGAGGAAGAAAGAUUGAUCAGAGAGGGAGAGGGGAAGAGAGAUUUUGAUGAGAACGAAGAUGGAUGAACUGCUCUCCAAGCUGUCAGAAUUGGCGAAGCAGGCCUUGGAGGACAAGAAUUUUGAUCCAGCAAAGUUAGAAGCUCUCAUGGCUGCGUUCGGGGCUGAGGCUGAUGCCUGCUGGGCGGCCGCGGAUGCAACUGCGGAUCUGGCCCUGGAGCGGGCGCAUGCCUCCAUGAGGGAGGCUGAGGCAGAGCUUAAUGCGGUCCUCUGCGGCACCGUCGAAUUAGCGGAGAAGGAUCUGGAGCAGCUCGCAAGGGCUGGGCAGGCUGCUGAGGCCACCGGAAAAUACCUCGGCGUCACUGCAGAAAUGGCCGCGCGCCAGUAUGCGGAAGCCGCCCUCUUCGCCGCCACCUCUGUUGCCCGUAACCCCAAGGUCUUCCCCGCUCCAUAAACCAAACGGGAUUUAGAAAUUCCUUUUGCUCCAUCCCUAAACCCUGUUACACUACUUUUUGAGUGCUUUGUGUAUGAUACUUGCUUCAAUUUCUAUGUAUUAUUGCUGGACCAAUACGGUUAUGAACUAAGUGUUUUCUCCUUCUCCUA